This is a messenger RNA of Loxodonta africana (African savanna elephant), 1083 nucleotides long. It is a transcript of the gene ALYREF, whose product is annotated as Aly/REF export factor. NCBI's taxonomy places the organism in Eukaryota, Metazoa, Chordata, Mammalia, Proboscidea, Elephantidae. Gene Ontology annotation, molecular function: mRNA binding. The coding region runs from base 16 to 783 and encodes 255 amino acids. The record is from RefSeq and is a predicted model, not a curated record. Gene Ontology annotation, biological process: mRNA export from nucleus. Gene Ontology annotation, cellular component: nucleus. The transcript is spliced from 6 exons.
GAUUCUGCGCCCGCCAUGGCCGACAAAAUGGACAUGUCUCUGGACGACAUCAUCAAACUGAACCGGAGCCAGCGCGGCGGCCGCGGCGGGGGCCGGGGCCGCGGCAGGGCCGGCUCCCAGGGCGGCCGCGGCGGCGGAGCGCAGGGCGCCGCGCGAGUGAACCGAGGCGGCGGGCCCAUCAGGAACCGAGCGGCCAUUGCCCGCGGCGCAGCCGGCGGCGGCAGGAACCGGCCGGCGCCGUACAGCCGGCCGAAACAAUUGCCAGACAAAUGGCAACACGACCUUUUCGACAGCGGCUUUGGGGGCGGUGCUGGCGUGGAGACCGGUGGGAAACUGCUGGUGUCAAAUCUGGAUUUUGGAGUGUCGGAUGCUGAUAUUCAGGAACUCUUUGCUGAAUUUGGAACUUUAAAGAAGGCUGCAGUGCACUAUGACCGGUCUGGCCGGAGUUUAGGAACCGCUGACGUGCACUUUGAGCGGAAGGCGGAUGCCCUGAAAGCGAUGAAACAGUACAAUGGCGUGCCAUUGGACGGUCGCCCCAUGAACAUCCAGCUGGUCACAUCACAGAUUGACACACAACGGAGACCUACACAGAGUAUAAACAGAGGGGGCAUGACUAGAAACCGUGGCUCUGGAGCUUUCGGUGGCGGUGGCGCCCGGAGAGGCACCCGUGGGGGCAGCCGGGGACGAGGCAGAGGAACUGGCAGGAGUUCAAAGCAGCAGCUUUCAGCAGAGGAGUUGGACGCCCAGUUGGAUGCUUAUAACGCCAGGAUGGACACCAGCUAAACAGACCCAUGGAUCUGUGCACGGAAUAGGACCCAGACGUCUCUCGCCCGUGCUCCCUGGCGGGUGGGAGGGUGCGGGCCUUGAACUGGGUAGCCAAUGGUGGAUUUGUUUCUUUUGUGUUUUAAAAUAGGAUUUAAAAACUCAUGUAAAGGUUUUUUUCCUUUUUUUUUUUUUUUUUAAAUUCUGAAGCAGCCAUGUUUUGUACUGAUUUAUUUUUGGGAUAAACUUUACUGGUUGUUGUUGUGGGGAAGGUGGUGUUCUCACCUUUGCCAUAAUAAAAUAGAACUGUGUGUAGAACUA